Molecule: messenger RNA, 2202 nt
Organism: Lolium perenne
Lineage: Eukaryota; Viridiplantae; Streptophyta; Magnoliopsida; Poales; Poaceae
Molecular function (GO): double-stranded DNA binding; histone methyltransferase activity
Source: RefSeq, a predicted model, not a curated record
AUUAAUUAAUUAAUUCUCUGCCACACCAUUCCCUUGCCCAAAAUCGAAACUGCCCCGCCGGCCGCCGCGCCUCCACAACUUGCCGCGCCGCCGCGCCGCUGCCGACCAACUUCCACUCGUCGGCGGAGCAGACCCCUCGGGGGCGAAGCCCGACGGCGGCGUGCGGUCAUCGUCGCCACCCAUGGAGCACUCGUGCGCGCGCACCCGCCCUUGGCUUCGUCGUCCUGCUUCCGCCCGUCGACAGGAGGGAGGGUUUGGCCUCCAUGGAACGGAGCGCGACGAGGCGGCGGUGGCUGCAGCCGCGGGAUGCAAUGCGGGUGGUGACUUGGUCCCGGACGGCGCGGAGCGGUUCUCCGGCCCUGUUACGGCCGGGGGAAACGGCGGCGGAGGUGGUGGAUUUGGGCGGAGGAGGGGGUUGGCGCCAGCCGCACCUCCGCUGCCCAAGCGGAGGGCCGUGUCCCCUACCCGACGGCUUCCGCACGUCUGCGGGAGGGAACCGGCUGCUCCGGUCGUGCGCAGCGGCGAUAUGGGCUUCUUUCGACUCCGAGCUGCCCCUUCUCAUGGCGUUCAGGAGGGAGUCUUGUUGCAGAAUGUGCUGGACAAGGUGGUGGCUGCGAAGCGCGCUGCUCCGGCCGCCGACUGGUAUGGUGAUGGCCCCAAUGCCAUGGUGCGGAAAGAAUCACAGGAUUCAGUUGGGGCAGAAUGGUUCUCUCGAGCUCCGCGUGAUCAACUAGCCAAGAAGAAUUUGGAAUCUCUAGCAGUACAGGGUCAGGAAUUGGAGGAGGGUGAGAUCUCUGACACGCUGGACAGUUUGGAAGAUAUGGCCAAUGAUCUGGGUGAGCGUCGGAUGGCAGUCCAGCCACAUCUGGUAACUCCCUGUUGCUCUACAAGUGCUGCUACCAUUCAUGUUUCCUCAGUGGCUAGCAACAAGGAGAAAUCUAAAUUCGAAUAUGUGUUCGUUGCCAAGGAUAAACUGAAUCCAAAAAGUGUGGUGUACUUGGAUUAUGAUGAUGAUACUCUGAUGGCAGUUGCUAGUCAUCAAGGAAAGCUUCAGCUAUGCCGUUCUAUACGCCGCCAAGGGAGAUAUGGAGGAGCAAAUGAUGAUGUUCGUCGUGUCAGGGUCAGGAGGAUCUGUAGGAGAUUUGAGUUCUUGUGCAGGUUCCUUGAACAAGCGCAGGGUUCGAUCAAUCUUUCGAGAGUUGACCUUGCAGCGUACAAGGUCAUCAAAAACUUACCUGACUUUAUCAAGUAUCGGUCAAUGGUCGGCGAAGUUGAUGGUGUUGAAGUUGGUGAUGAAUUUGUUUUCAGAGUCGAGCUGGCCAUUGUUGGUCUUCACACUCCCCUCCAGGCAGGUAUUGACACCACCAAAGACACUGACGGUGAGCCAAUUGCAGUAAGCAUAGUUGCUUCAGGAGGUUAUCUUGAUGAAUACUGUAGUAGCUCUGGUGAAUUGAUAUAUAUUGGCUCUGGAGGUAAAGCUGCCGGUACCGAUCAGGAUGGGGAUCAAAAACUUGAGCAAGCGAACCUUGCCUUGAAGAAUAGCAUGGAAAGAGGGAUACCUGUCCGAGUAACUCAUGGCAUCAGACCGGAAGAAGGCAGCCAUUCAGUAGUCAAAGAAUUCCCAAAGUUCAUCUAUGAUGGGCUGUACGAUGUGGUGGCUUUCUGGCCAGAUGGUAUGCCAGGUUCAAGGGUUUUCAAGUACAAACUACGAAGGGAUGAUCGACAGCCACAGCUUCCUCUCUCCGUAACCCAAUGGUUGCUUAAAUCUGUAGUGCAUCAUCACUGAUAUAUCUGAAGCUGCCAAUGUGCUGCGACACCCAGAUGUCGAUGCAGAGUAGGGAAAGAUCAGAGCAGGAGUCCUGACAGUUCGCCUCUUCAGAUGUUUUGUUGCCUCGGACAUGACGACAACAGAUCCGGACGCCUACUAGUGCAUAUAGAUAGAUAGAUAUAGGUUCAGUUGUUCAGAAAACUCAGCAGCUCCUGUGUUUCUUUUGCUAGCUAAACUUGAUACGAACUCCUGAUAGGAGGAACCUAUCUGUCUUAGCCUCGCGGUUCAAAGAUUCAGAACUGCUGAAUGCAUUCAGCGCAAUCGCUGAACAUGUUUUUAGUGAUACUGGUUGUAGUUGCUGCUGCAGUGUUGCUCUUCUGACAUCCAUCAAUGUGAUGUGGUUGGUACUGCUUCCUUCCUGAUGAAGCAUUUCA